CGCCCCCCUCUCUCUCUGAAUUUUCAUGGCUUUACUCUCAUCAUGUUGGCUAAUCAUAGAAUCCAUUGUAAUUCAGGAUGGUUUCUUGAACUGGUCCUACAUGAAAUUGUUCAUGCACCCUCUUUGUCUCUUUCUUUGCCAACUUCUUAUAUGGCUCAGUCUCUUCUUUUUAUGGCUUGUCCCAUUCUUUCAAGCGUCUUACAACGCAUUUUUAUCCUCUUUGGUCACGUUUUCUAAGCUAUUUAAUAGUUUUCUCCGAAUCAUUAUGAGUAGAAGGGAGGUUAAUUAUAAUAUUGAGUCUAGGCAAGAGAAUAAGAACACCCAUGCUAAUUUGGAACUUUCUAGGGGAAUUCAUAAUCCUGUUCCUUCGUUUAGCUUUUCGUUUAAAGAUCAAGUUGAUAGUCAAUUAAAAGUUCUCGUAGCUCUUCAAGAAGGCAAGAUUCUUGAAGAUGAAGAAGAGUUUUGCUGUCAACUUGAUCAGGAAGAUGGUGUUGUUCAUUUUCUUGAUGUUAAGGAAAGCGAGGGGGAAGAAGACAUUCUUGACUUUGUUGAUGUCUUGAACGUGGAGAAUAAUCUUGACUUCGAACUUCAGACUUUGCCAAUGGAUCAAGAAAUUAAAUGCCAUUUAGCCAAAGAUGAUGAAGAAGAAGAAGAAGAUAUUGUUAACUCAGACAUGGGGAGUGAUCUAUCUUCUCUAGAAGCUAGUGAUAGAGAUCAACCCUCUCCUUUCUCUAUUUUAAGCUUUGAUUCACAUCUACAAGAUUCGACUGUGAUGGAGAAUCAAACUAAUCAAGAUGAAGAUGAUGAAACCAAUGAAGUAUACAAUCAAUACUGCGAACGAAUGAAAUGGUAUGACAUCCUAAGCCGCGAUAGAACCUAUGGACUAAGUGUGAUGAUGAACCAAGAAACGGCAAGUACUUUGAGCGUAUGGGGAAUAACGGCAGAGAAGAGGCUAAAACAAAGCAUAGAGAAGGAUCUUGAGUUAGUUUAUGUUGCUCAAUCAUGUUUAUCAUGGGAAGCUCUCCAGCACCAGUACAUAACAGUGAGAGAUAGACUGAACGCUUCUGAUUCGGAAGGCGGGUCGUAUGACAAUGAAAUCUCCAAAGAAUUUCAGAAGUUUCAGAUUUUAUUAGAGAGAUUCUUAGAAGAUGAAAGGUGUGAAGGAAAAAGGGUAUUGAGCUUUGUUCAAAGAAGGUUUGAACUCAUGAGCUUCUUUCAAGUCCCAAGACUUUCAGGAUAUAAAAGGAAGGGACCACAGGAAGGUGGGAGAGAAAGAAGUGACAAACAAGUGAUGAAAACAAUACAGAGAUGCAUUACAGUCUUCUAUGACUUUGUGAAGGCAGACAUCAAGAGACCUUUGGUUUGGGAAAGACUUAAAAUCUCAUUCGUCAACUCUCCUCGUAUGGAAGUGGAAGAUCCUAGAGACAUUAUGCUUUUUCUUAACCUAAAAAAUUUACUCCAAAAGAAUAAACAGUCGUUGAAGGAGGCACAAGGAAACAAGAAGAAUAUUUGGUUCAAGAAGAAGAAAUUACCUAACAUGGAAGUAGAUGAAACUGAGAAAGAUGAAAACUCUAUAGUUAAAGCUAGUGUCUAG
Molecule: messenger RNA, 1594 nt
Organism: Eruca vesicaria subsp. sativa (arugula)
Lineage: Eukaryota; Viridiplantae; Streptophyta; Magnoliopsida; Brassicales; Brassicaceae
Source: the annotation of a GenBank genome assembly